GCAACAUGGCGGCCAGCGGCGACUCGUCGGAGAGCUCGCUGAGGAAAAGACGCGUUGCCACACGUCGGACGGGGACCGACCCGGGUGGCAGCGACGAGGAAACCAGCGACGACGACGGGAAAGCCCGAGAGAGUGAAAAGGGGACGUUUCCGUCGCGGACUGGGACUUACUGGCUCACUCGGAUCGUGCUGCUGCGCUCCGUCGCCUUCAUCUACUUUGUUGCAUUCAGCGUGGCUUACAACCAGAACAAGCAGCUGAUAGGAGAGCGAGGGCUGAUGCCCUGCAAGGACUACCUCAACAGCGUUAAGCGAUAUGUAGGGGGUAAGAUUGGCAUGGCCGCCUUGGCCUACACCCCCUCAGUCCUCUGGUUCCUGGACUGGAGUGAUAUGGAUGUCAACCUUGAUGGUAUCGCCCUUGUGGGUAUGGCGCUGUCAGGAUUCGUCCUGAUGACCGGGAUGGCCAAUAUGGUGAUCAUGGCAACGUUAUGGGUGCUCUACCACUCUCUGGUCAGCGUGGGACAGUUGUGGUACUCUUUCGGUUGGGAGAGCCAGCUGUUAGAGACAGGUUUUCUGGGGAUCUUCCUGUGUCCGGUGUGGACUUUAUCCCAGGUCCCCCGCCGCUGUCCCCCCUCCCUCGUCUCCAUCUGGACCUUUAGAUGGCUCAUAGUCCGCAUUAUGUUGGGCGCUGGUCUCAUCAAAAUUAGAGGGGACAAAUGCUGGAGGGAGCUCACCUGCAUGGACUACCACUAUGAGACUCAGCCGGUGCCUAACCCCAUGUCCUACUACAUGCACCGCUCGCCGUGGUGGUUCCACCGCUUUGAGACGCUCUCCAACCACUUCAUCGAGCUCGCCGUCCCGUUCUUCACCUUCCUGGGCAGGAGGAUGUGCAUGGUCAACGGAGUCAUCCAGAUCCUGUUCCAGGUAACUCUGAUAGUGAGUGGGAACCUUAGUUUCCUUAACUGGCUGACCAUCGUUCCCAGCCUAGCCUGUUUCGAUGACGCGUCGCUGGGCUUCCUGUUCCCUUCUGGAGGUGGCGCAAAGGAGGCUGUGCGAGAGAUACAGGCUGAAGAGGCGGCUGGACGCACCCCGAAACCCACCAAAGGUAUGCUGAUGCGUCGAGUGGCGAACAUCUCCCUGGGCGUUCUCAUCGGCUACCUGAGCGUCCCCGUGGCGAUGAACCUGUUGAAUCCCAGACAGGUGAUGAACACGUCCUUCGACCCGCUGCGCAUCGUCAACACCUACGGCGCCUUCGGCAGUGUCACCAAAGAGCGUACGGAGGUGAUUUUCCAAGGGACAAUGAGUUCGGAUCCCAAGGAUCCGGAGGCGGUAUGGGAAGAGUACCAGUUCCUCUGUAAGCCGGGGGAUCCGUACCGUCGACCGUGUCUCGUAUCGCCCUACCACUACCGACUGGACUGGCUCCUGUGGUUCGCUGCUUUUCAGACCUAUGAGCAGAGCGAGUGGGUGAUCCAUAUCGCAGGCCGUCUGCUGGCCAACGACACCGUCGUCUUCUCCCUGAUGGACCACAACCCUUUCCAGGGCCGAGGCGUCCCCAGGUGGGUUCGAGGAGAGCACUUCAGGUAUAAGUUCAGCGAGCCUGGCAGCGCCAGCGCGGCACAGGGAAAAUGGUGGCUGAGAAAACGGAUCGGCGCCUACUUCCCUCCUGUGGACUUGGGAGGUCUCAGGGGCUAUUUCCAGUCCAGGAACUGGCCCCAUCCUCACAUACCAACAAAAAGGACGUAAAGAUAUUUGACUUUGCCGUAGAUGAAGUCGGAUGUUGCCCUCUAGAAGCAGGCCGGAUAAUGAAAAGUUCACACUGAGGCCAGCUGACCUUCAUCUCACUCACUCACCAUGUGAAUCUCCUGGAGUUUAGUAAAGACUGAUGAGGAUAUUCAAAUGCCUUGCAUCACCCUGCUCUUUAAAAAGGUAAAAAAGGACUUCAGGGAAUCUUAGAUGGCUUCUUUGAACUGAAACGGCAGAAAGUCUCAGAAGAUGUAUUGGGAAUCCUGGCAGUGCUUCUCACAUUCAGAGGUUCUUAAAGGAAACGUUAAUUCGGAUGUCUUUAAAGGUGUCCUCUUGAUGCAUGCUCAAUAAUCCAGGUAAGAAAAUCACAGAAGGUUGAAUCAGUUCAUCUGGACACAGCGUUAAUUGGGAGAUACGCUUCAUCACUCAUCUAAGUGACCUCUUCGGUCUAAACUGACUGCAGGUAUCCCCACCCUUAUAAACAAUACAGUGGCAUAACGACUGAAACCAAUCAAUCAAUCAGAUUUUAUUUGUAUAGCACUUUUCAUACAAACAAAUGUAACACAAAGUGCUUCACGCAAUAAAACAAUGAAAUCAAUAAACCCCCCCCCCUCCAAAAAUAAAUAAAUAAAAGUACAGGCAAAUUCUAGAAAAGUACAAACGGGUUUAAAACUGAGUUAGUGAAAUAAAUAAGUAAAAGUGCCAUAAACACUGAUUAAUUAAAAGUAACAACAGAGCAAAAUAUAUAAAACACACACACACACUAUGAAUUUAGCUGUAGGCUGUUUUGAAAAGUAAGGUUUUUAACCUGCUUUUAAAUGUGUCCAGUGGGGGGGGGGGCUCUCUCAGGUCCUCAGGCAGGGCGUUCCAUCUACUUGGGGCGUAAAUAGAAAAUGCAGCCUCCCCUGCUCUAGACCUAGCACGAGGGAUGGUUAAAAGACUACUGCCAUUGGACCUGAGAGUUCUUGCUGGUUUAUAGGGAAUUAACAUAUCUUUUAUCUUUUCAAUGAUCGGUUUCAUAUGCAAAUUGCCGUGAGCAUUAACUAGCGCCUCAGUGGCCAUGUGUACCAUUCACAGAGGACUGGGUAAUAGUUACAGUCAGAGCAUUGUACAAUGGCAGCAGAUGUACUGAAGUAGUGGCAUCAAAGAUGAGGAUGUGCACAGCCUUGAUAGGGAGGAGCGCUGGUUUGAACGGGGAGUCAAAGAGGCCAUCUAUGUGAAGAGGGAACGACCGUCCCUGAACCGGGGGGGGAGGGGGGUAAGAGUACAUCUGUCAUCAUCUAACAGUGCUGCGAUCGCAAACAUUCCCCAACCCCCUCUGUAUAGUACACAUGGCCAUCGAAACUCUAGUUCAUGAUCGUGCCCAUAUUUGCAUAUGAAACUGGUCGCUGGUUUCGGUCAUUAUGCCA
Messenger RNA from Lampris incognitus (smalleye Pacific opah), 3148 nucleotides. It is a transcript of the gene lmf1, whose product is annotated as lipase maturation factor 1. The record is from RefSeq and is a predicted model, not a curated record. Gene Ontology annotation, cellular component: endoplasmic reticulum membrane. The transcript has 11 exons. Gene Ontology annotation, biological process: protein maturation. The coding region runs from base 6 to 1739 and encodes 577 amino acids. Lineage: Eukaryota; Metazoa; Chordata; Actinopteri; Lampriformes; Lampridae.